This is a messenger RNA of Corticium candelabrum, 995 nucleotides long. Its product is annotated as threonine-rich protein-like. The transcript is spliced from 3 exons. Lineage: Eukaryota; Metazoa; Porifera; Homoscleromorpha; Homosclerophorida; Plakinidae. The coding region runs from base 109 to 888 and encodes 259 amino acids. The record is from RefSeq and is a predicted model, not a curated record.
CUUGUCUUGUGCAACAGAUGUACAAUUGUUCAAAGUACGCUUGUCUUGUGGGUGCAGCAGAAGUCAUCAAAAUUUCAAGAAAUACAACCUGCUGUUGCAACAACAUUGAUGCCAAUACCAGUUGUGACUCCUCUUGUGUCUCAGAUUGUUUCUCCAACAUUCGUGGUACAUCAAACAAUAGGUUCUAAUUUCCACACACCACAGUUCAGCAACAAUCGAGAAACUCCCACGUUGACACCCAUACCACCAGUUGCUCGAUCUUCAAGUCUUUCCUAUUCUGUUCAAACAUUUAUUCUAGCUCCCACCUCUCAAACUCCAACUCCUUCUCCAGCUUUGCCUACUGCUCCGACUACGUCUGAAUCUCCGACUACAACUGAAACUCCGACUACAUCUGAAGCUCCGACUACAACUGAAGCUCCGACUACAUCUGAAGCUCCGACUACAUCUGAAGCUCCGACUACAUCUGAAGCUCCGACUACAUCUGAAGCUCCGACUACAUCUGAAGCUCCGACUACAUCUGAAACUCCGACUACAUCUGAAGCUCCAACUACAUCUGAAACUCCGACUACAUCUGAAGCUCCGAUUACAUCUGAAGUUCCAACUACAUCAGAAGCUGCAACUACGUCUGUUCCAACUACUGCAGUUGUGACUGAUAUUGCUACUAAAGUCCCAACUGAAGAUGUCAACGAGAUCAUCACUUCUCCACCUCCAACAUCUUUUGAAACUUUGACUACUUCUCAAACGCCUACAGUAGCAGCUACUGAAACACCAACCGCUUCAGAACAUGACAUGACAUAUGAGGAAAAGCUCAAUGUUUGGAGUGACUACUUUGAGAUGUGGAAGACAGAAUUUGUUGCCUACCAAGAACAGGAGAACCAAUGCAAUUGAUGAUAAACUGUGAUGUGUAGCCAUGCAGUUAGUUAGAUAAUUAUCGUUCAUGUGUCAAACUUUACAUACUGACACAGACAGACAUUUAUUUGAGUAAUAAACAAAUU